AUACUUCUUCUCUCUAUUAUAUCCCUUUCUGGGCUCCCUAAGAGAAAGAAAAAAACCCUCUCUUUCAAAAGAAGUUUCAAUUUUUCCAUCUGGGUUUUGUGUUUCAUUCUUGUUUCUCUUCAACUUCUUAGUUUUUCUUUUGUGGGGUUUUCCCGGUUUUUACUUUUGAUGUAAUUUUUCUCUAAUAUUUAAUAUAGUGUGUUAUAUAUAUAUAUACCCUAACUCUACUUGGCAAUUUGUUCUUUGGAGAUCCAUAUCCAAAUUCAUGGAUGAUUUUGCUUCAUCAUCUUCUAGAUUUCAUCAUCAUGACUACAACAACAACAAAGACAGAAGAAUCCGAGAUUUUGAUGACGAACAACAACAACGGAAACAACAACAAGAUCAAGAAAUGGAAGAAGAAUCUUGUAACAACAACAGCAGCAACAACAAUAAUUGUUCUAUUUUUGUAGAGAAAGAGCAUAUGUUUGACAAAGUUGUAACGCCAAGCGAUGUGGGGAAACUAAACCGUUUAGUUAUCCCAAAACAACAUGCUGAAAAAUACUUCCCACUUGAUUCUUCAUCAAACGAAAAAGGUCUUCUCUUAAACUUUGAAGAUCGUUGCGGUAAACUAUGGCGGUUUCGUUACUCUUACUGGACUAGUAGCCAAAGCUAUGUCAUGACUAAAGGUUGGAGCCGCUUUGUCAAAGACAAAAGGCUCGAUGCUGGUGAUAUUGUUUCUUUUCAAAGACCCCUUCAUCGUAAUCAAGAUCGUUUUUUUAUCGAUUGGCGACGCCGUCCUCCGCACCCGGCUGUCGACAUGCCUUUUCAUUUCCACCGCCAUGACGGUGGCACCAGUGCCGCCCAAUUUCCUCCUCCUCCUCCUCAUCAUCACCAUUUUCAGCUUCAUAGCCAGUGGAAUAAUAACCCAGUGGCCACACCCUUAUCUUUACAAAGGGACCACGUCCUCCACUUGCCACAGUAUAAUAAUAAUGUCAGUUUAUUUCAUAAUACAUAUAAUCAUCAUCAUCAUCAUCAUAAUCGUUAUCUUGACGGUUCGUAUGGUGGAGCAUCGGUUUUUUACCAUUUGAGAUCCCCAAUCGCACCACCGCAGAUAGAGUCGGUGCCAGUAGUAGUGGAUGGAAAUGGUGGUAAUGGUACUGGUGGUGGUAGUGGAAUUGGAAGAACGUCUGCGGCUAAGACGACGUUGAGGCUUUUUGGUGUUGACAUGGAAUGUGAAGUAUCUGAUGAUGAGUGUGACGUAGCAACAACUUCGAAGACAAUGACGUCGUCGUCGCAAUUUCAUGUUUAUAAUGGAAUGCCGAUGCCGAUGCUGACGCCGAUGACGAUGCAGAUGCCCACGAGCAAUGAUAAUAUAUCAACUAUGGAGUUCUUUGAGAAAGGGAAGUCGUCGAUGUCGUCAAUGUCGUCUUUUGAUUUUGGUACUUGACAAACUGAAUCCACACCUCCAAAGAAAAAACAAAGCUUCUUGGACAAAUGAAGACGAAUAUCGAACAGUUAUUUUUGGAUUAAACUUCAGCAACAAGAGUUCAUAGAGCAUGUGGUGAUUGCUGUCUCUAAUUCCUUGGACAAAUUGUAAAGCCCAUGCAGAGGUUUUGACAGAUAAAGUGUUGCUGAGAGAUGGCCUUUUAAACAGUUUUUGGAUAUAUAUAUAUGUGUAUAUAUAUAUAUAUAUAUAUAUAAAUCUGGCAGUGGGAGCAAAAUUAAUUCCCCCAUUUUCGUUAUGUUUGAUGAGAAUAUAUCACACUCAGAAGAAGCCAAGUUGGUGUUGGAUAUUAUAGGUUUUGAGAGAUCUUUCCCAAGGUUUCCUUGUGAUUAUGAAACUCUUGGUUUUACCUCUUCUAUAAGUUGAUAUAAUAUUUAAUAAAUAAAUGAUGGAUACUUUUAGUUGAAAAGUUGAAUAAAAGCAUAAACUGUUCUUUUCUUUAGAAGAAGAAGAAGAAGAAGAAGAAGAAGAAGAAGAAGAAGAAGAAGAAGAAGAAGAAGAAGAAUAUUCCAAAGUUAUUAAACAUUGGAUUAAAUAUAUCAUUUGUCUUCUUUUUCUUUCUUCCUUUAUCUAAUCUCUACUUGAGUGAGAGAGAGGGGUAGAGCUAAAUAUACAAUAAACAUUCUUUGUAAAAGUACUUGUAAAAAAUCGAAGCAUAAUGAGUGAGAAAAGAGUAUUAUUGAAA
Messenger RNA from Cucumis melo (muskmelon), 2168 nucleotides. Its product is annotated as B3 domain-containing transcription factor NGA2-like. Gene Ontology annotation, molecular function: DNA binding; DNA-binding transcription factor activity. The record is from RefSeq and is a predicted model, not a curated record. NCBI's taxonomy places the organism in Eukaryota, Viridiplantae, Streptophyta, Magnoliopsida, Cucurbitales, Cucurbitaceae. The transcript is spliced from 5 exons. Bases 266 to 1426 code for a protein of 386 amino acids.